This is a messenger RNA of Physeter macrocephalus (sperm whale), 7385 nucleotides long. RefSeq names its product zinc finger protein 800 (gene ZNF800). The transcript is spliced from 6 exons. The record is from RefSeq and is a predicted model, not a curated record. The coding region runs from base 766 to 2760 and encodes 664 amino acids. NCBI's taxonomy places the organism in Eukaryota, Metazoa, Chordata, Mammalia, Artiodactyla, Physeteridae.
ACUCCGAGAGCUUGUCACUUCCUGCCCUCGCCCCAUCUCCGUCCGGGGUCAGUCAGUCGCUCCCUGUCGCAGCCGGCGAGUCUCUGCUUCCCCUUUCCUACCCGUUCCGCGGCGGCAGCUCAGGCUCUUCGUGGAGGGGGAGACAGAGAAGGAGAGAGACUGACUUAAUAAAGUUUCCUGAAACAACAACUAUUACCAAAAAGAGCCCAAGGCGGGGGAAACCCCCAUCCUUCCCCGCCCCUCUCCAAAAGCCUGAGGGACCGUCGCAGGUGGAGCGGCGCUGGGGGGAGCCGGGCUCCGGCGGCAGCCGUUGCCCUGGCAAGGAGCGCCUCGGGUCCUGCCCGCUCCGGUUCCGGCUCCUUCGGUGGCGGCGGCAGCGGCUGCGGGGCGGUUCCUCCUGUCAACUGCCUGCGCCCGCGCGCCGUCCGCUCGCCCGCCCAGCUCCACAGCGCGGAGGGACGCCGUGAGCCGCCGCCGCAGCCGUCGCCUCGGGCCGCGGAGGGACGUGGUGAGCUGCGGCGCUUCCGCGUCAGCGCCGGCGGGGAAUCUUUGGGAGCGCGUCGGGCCCGAACCCUGGUCUCUUCUCGCGGUCCGCCGAGGCUGCGCCAGGUGGGGCCCGAAGCCGCCUCCCACGCCAGGCUGUCCCCGCGGCCGUCCGGCCUGCCUUCCUUCCUUCCGCCCGCCCGUCGGCCCGCCCUAGGAGUUCACCAAGCCGCAAUGAAGAGCUUCUUACAGUGAAAGGAAAGUAGGUCGCGCCCACUGAAAAUGCCUUUAAGGGACAAAUACUGUCAGACUGACCAUCAUCAUCACGGAUGCUGUGAACCAGUUUAUAUCCUGGAACCUGGAGAUGCUCCUUUGUUACAGCAACCACUACAGACAUCCAAAUCUGGUAUUCAGCAAAUAAUUGAGUGCUUUCGAUCAGGAACUAAACAACUUAAGCAUAUUUUAUUAAAAGAUGUGGACACUAUUUUUGAAUGUAAAUUAUGCCGCAGUCUCUUCAGAGGAUUACCAAAUUUAAUUACCCAUAAAAAAUUCUACUGCCCACCAAGUCUCCAGAUGGAUGACAACCUUCCUGAUGUAAAUGAUAAACAAAGCCAAGCCAUAAAUGAUCUCCUAGAAGCCAUAUAUCCAAGUGUGGACAAGCGAGAAUACAUUAUUAAGCUAGAACCCAUAGAAACUAAUCAGAAUGCAGUGUUUCAAUAUAUUUCAAGGACUGAUAAUCCUACUGAAGUCACAGAGUCAAGCAGUACUCCUGAACAGCCUGAAGUUCAAAUACAGGAAACUAGCACUGAACAGUCUAAAACAGUUCCAGUUACAGACACAGAGGUGGAAACUGUAGAGCCCCCUCCUGUUGAAAUUGUUGCAGAUGAAGUUGCACCUACAUCUGAUGAACAACUGCAGGAAUCACAGGCUGACUUGGAAACUUCUGACAAUUCUGAUUUUGGUCACCAGUUGAUAUGUUGUCUUUGUAGAAAAGAAUUCAAUUCCAGACGCGGUGUUCGUCGUCACAUUCGAAAAGUACACAAGAAAAAAAUGGAAGAACUAAAAAAGUACAUUGAAACACGAAAGAAUCCAAACCAAUCCUCUAAAGGACGCAGUAAGAAUGUUCUAGUUCCAUUAAGUAGGAGUUGUCCAGUAUGUUGUAAAUCAUUUGCUACAAAAGCGAAUGUAAGGAGGCAUUUUGAUGAAGUUCAUAGAGGACUAAGGAGGGAUUCAAUUACUCCUGAUAUAGCAACAAAGCCUGGGCAACCUUUGUUCCUGGAUUCUGUUUCUCCUAAAAAAUCUUUUAAGGCUCGAAAACAAAAGUCGUCUUCAAAGGCUGAAUACAAUUUAACUGCAUGCAAAUGCCUCCUUUGCAAGAGGAAAUAUAGUUCACAAAUAAUGCUUAAAAGACAUAUGCAAAUUGUCCACAAGAUAACUCUUUCUGGAACAAACUCUAAAAGAGAGAAAGGCCCCAAUAAUACUGCCAACAGUUCAGAAAUAAAAGUUAAAGUUGAACCAGCAGAUUCUGUAGAAUCUUCACCCCCUUCCAUUAUCCAUUCUCCACAGAAUGAAUUAAAGGGAACAAAUCAUUCAAAUGAAAAAAAGAACGCACCGGCAGCACAGAAAAAUAAAGUUAAACAAGACUCUGAAAGCCCUAAAUCAACUAGUCCGUCUGCUGCAGGUGGCCAGCAAAAAACCAGGAAACCAAAACUUUCAGCUGGCUUUGACUUUAAGCAACUUUACUGUAAACUUUGUAAACGUCAGUUUACUUCCAAACAGAACUUGACUAAACACAUUGAAUUGCACACAGAUGGGAAUAAUAUUUAUGUUAAAUUCUACAAGUGUCCUCUUUGCACUUAUGAAACUCGUCGGAAGCGCGAUGUGAUACGACAUAUAACUGUGGUUCAUAAAAAGUCAUCCCGUUAUCUUGGGAAAAUAACAGCCAGUUUAGAGAUCAGAGCUAUAAAAAAGCCCAUUGAUUUUGUUCUAAAUAAAGUGGCAAAAAGAGGCCCUUCAAGAGACGAAGCAAAACAUAGUGAUUCAAAACAUGAUGGCACUUCUAACUCUCCUAGUAAAAAGUAUGAAGUAGCUGAUGUUGGUAUUGAAGUAAAAGUCACAAAAAACUUUUCUCUUCACAGAUGCAAUAAAUGUGGAAAGGCAUUUGCCAAAAAGACUUAUCUUGAACAUCAUAAGAAAACUCAUAAGGCAAAUGCUUCCAAUUCACCUGAAGGAAACAAAACCAAAGGCCGAAGUACAAGAUCUAAGGCUCUUGUCUGAUAACUUCAAGUGAUGUACGAAAAGGUUUGGAGUUCAUUUUUGUGGAAAGACUUUAAAUUGGUGUUAGAACCACUAAACAUCUUCAAAUGGUACUAUGAGGAAAAAAAAAAGAAAAAAAUUUGAUAAAUAUAUGACUGUAACUGCUGUUUUCUGACUAAAAUAAUAACCAUCUAACCACUUGUUUCUAAGGCACUGCCUCUUCCAGCACUUUCAAGUAGCUGUGACAUUUUGUAUUGUCAUCACAGUCCAUCAGCUAACCACCCCUGUGCAUUUGGUCUACAGUUUCUACAAAAAUGUUGCAAAUUUUGUUUUCCAGCAGUUUGUUGAUUAAGUGAUCAACAACCUGAAGAAAAUAUCACCACUGGUGAUUUUUAAUUAACAAAGACUUUAUAUGUUAGUGAUUUUAGUUUUGUUCCACUUUAUUUGGCAGAAUUUUUUUCUGGACUGUACAGAUAUAUAAUUUCCUAGUGAGCGUAUGUUAGGACCAAAAGACAAAUCUCAACACAUUAUAAAUAUUUAGCCUACUAAAUAUUUGUAAUUAUUUUUACAUCCAUUUAUUUCUAACUUGUUCUAUAGCACUUAAAUGUUUGAAAAUUUCAUUCUAAAAUAUAUACUACAGGAAACUUCCGGUUCAUUUUCAUCCAUGGAUCAUCACAUUCUUCAUUUGUAAACAUCUGAGGUUUUUAUGAAAAUUAAACAUUCCCCUGUUUUUCUUUAAGUUUCAUACAAAGCACUUUAAUGAUAGAUGCAACUUAAUUUUUCAGUUUUUUUUUAAAAGACCACACAUUUACUAAUGUUAAUAUGAAGGUAAUAAAUAGCUCACUGCUAUUUUAUAGAUGCAGACAAUCCCUGCACAACCACUUCUUAUAAUACUAGUUUAUUUCUUUAAAUAUUGCUAAAAAAGGAAGAUUGGGGUGUAAACCCUGAUUCUUUUUCUCUCCCAAGUAAAAUAUUAAAUGACCACUUUAGAUAAUAUUUGAAUCCCUACUGUAAAAUUUAGAAAAUAAUGAAUUUUUGUCCAUUUUUGUAAUCAAGAUUUUAGGGAAAACAGAAGUACAUCUAUCUUUAAUGAAAUACUGGGCAGGUUUUUGUGUAUCAAUAUUUUGUACUUUUUAGGGAAUAUUUUAUUUUUUAGUAAUUUUUGUCAAAUUAUAAUUUUAAAAGGUACAGCAGAGACUAUACCAUGUUUUUAUAUAGGUUCAUCCCUGUACUUAGGAGGGACCCUGUCCAUCUAUAUAUACUUUUUGUAUAGAAUUUUAAAAUGCUGAAGAUCCACAAGGUCAUAAUAAAAUGCUUCCAUAGCUAGAAAAACAUUUACCCUUCCCAGUGCUUUGCACUAAAAUAUACUGUGAAAGGAAACUAGAAAGACUGUAACUGUUGCUGGAAAUGUUCUAUAUUGAAUGUACAUGCUCUUGUUGGAAAAAUGUACUAUAUGUGAUGGAAAUAAACCAGACUCGAAGUUAUUUCAGCUAAAUGUGCUUCAACGAAGGUGCAUUGGUUGAAACUUAAAUGUUUUAUUAUCAAAUUUAAAUUUAUUCAGUGACUAUGAGCAGCUACACUUGAAAUUUAUCCUGAUAGUUUUAUUUUUAAGAAUUAGAGUGAUAAUUUCUCUUUAAUUUAAAAACAGAUUUACUUUUCCAAUAUGGAAAACUUGUACUUAUAGGUCUAACUUUAAUGAUUAAUAGUGUAAUAUAUUUAGGGAACUAAAUGUGUAGGUGUUAUUUCAUUUAUAAACCAUCUUCAUUAGUUGCACAUUAUUAAACCUGUAUGUUUGACUUUUGCAAGGUGUUAUCUUUUAUACAUUCCUACACACAAGACAUAUUCCAAGAUAUUUUCCAGACUUAGGUACCUAUAACAAGUGGAAAGAUAUGAGGAUUCCUAAAAAGCUUGGGAUAGCGGUAUCUCUUUGCUGCAGCUUCUCAUGUGUAUGCCAGCCUUUUCCUUUUUCCUUUACUUGUUAAAUACUGUAGGGAAGAAAGAGAAAUAGCCUGAUGUUGGUGGAGGAGAGCCCAAUUGCUGCAGUUCCCUUACUCCACUCACCUGUUUCCACAGGACCUUUCACAUACAGUUUGUCUCCACUGUCGUAACUUUAGAGCCGCAGAGCAGGAAUUUAGGAGGGGGCAUCAAGGGUUCCAAGGACUUUAAAAAUAUUUCAUCUGGGUCAUAGAGAAAAAAAUAGCAUUAUGUCAGGACUUGUCUAAAUUAGAAGGGCCUAGAGAGAUUAAGAAUAUUUUAUCAUAAUAGCCAAAUUAAUGGAUCAUGGGAAACAUAGGAGUUAGAGACUAAACUAGGACCAGUUAAGUAGAAUGAACAAGUAAGAAGUGAUUAGAAAUUCUUUGUUCUUCCUAUUCCUUUCUGGUCUUCAUCCUUUUUGGUUUUAUUUUGACUCUUGAGGUUUGUCAUCUCAGAGGAUCAGGCUUGAGGCUCCUGAGAAGAGCCCUAAGAAAUUUGUGCCGGAAGCUUUUCUCCACACAGGCUGUAUAAGCAAGUAUUUAUAGUACUUUUUGUUGUCGUUGGGGGGAAUAGUGAAGCAGGUAAAGAACCAUCAGAAACUCCUUAUUUUAUAAUAAGACCUAUUUCUGGCUAUAAAUUACAUCCACUUUUGCUGCAAUUUGAUCAAUUGAGAGUUCUUCUAUAGAAUUCAAAGAUACCUUUUCCUAAAUUUGGUGGAAGAGGAGAAACAGUAAAAGGUAUGGCUUGCACUUCAACUUCAUAAGUUUGUAUAGUGCAAGCAAAAGCUGGAUGAAGUAUGGCUGACACUAAGCAGGUGUUUUUGGUUUUGUUUUUUUUUUUUUUUGGCCACGCUACCCAGCCUGUGGGAUUUUAGUUCCCCGAUCAGGGAUCGAACCCUGGCCUUUGGCAGUGAGAGUGUGGAGUUCUAGCCACUGGACUGCCAGGAAAUUCCCUAAGCAGGUGUUGAUUAUAACAUGCAGAUAUACCUUGAAUGCACAAUAACCAUUUUUGGGGUUCAUGUCUCUUUCCCCUCCUCUUUACUCCCUACUUCAAGAAGAAAACCUUGAAUGUAUACAUUCUUGAACAAUAUAUAAAUUAUCCAUCCUUAAUUUUUAGCCUAGUUUUAUAUAUAUAUAUAUAUAUAUAUGAGCCAAAUUUUCGGUUGACACAGAUUGCUUGUAUUGUUGAAAAAUACCUACACAUUUUUUAGGAAUAUGUAUUUGUUACACUGCAUUAUGGUCAGUAGGCUGUUCUACUCAGUUUGCUUUAAAGAGCCUGUGGAUGCAGUAGUGGGGAGUUUUGUGGUUUUGCUACAGUUUGAGGCUGCAGGUAUAGAAAGGAGUUUCCCAGUAGGUAUUAUGGCAGGUAGGUAUGAAGAUAGAAGCACAAGUGAAUAUCAUUUCAUGCUGUGAAGUUGUAAAAGAUCUCUUCAAAUAGCAUGACCACUGAAAAUGAGAUUUGAAAUGCUUCUAAAACUUUAGAAAUUAGGUCUCCAGGUUUCCUGUAGUGGCCCUUGGAAAUAUUCUAGUUCCUUAGUUAGGUGUUUUAGAAUUUACUUUUCUAAAAUGGAAUCCUUAGAUUAUCAGGAUUAUGAUUCAGACACAGUCUCGUAGUUGAUCAGUGGCCGAGCUCUAAGAUAUGGGCAGCAUGAUGUUGGCUGUGGUGUUAGACAGAAUCCUUCUGUGCUCUAUGCUAUUCUUUUUCUCUUCUCUGACUUCAAGGGCUAGCAGAAACCUCAAGAUUGAAAAGGAGUAAGGAUCAACAAUCUUAAGUACGGCUGUUAGUUGUUUGGUUUCUAAAGCAUUAAGCACAUGAUAGACUGCAGAAUAAAAUGUGUUUCACUUAAAGUCACCUACAGUUAUUUUGGCUUUUCUAACUUUCCAAAUUCCUUCCUUCUCUCUCUUAUAAUUUGUUUCCGUAUCCUUUUUCUUUGACCUCAGUUCUGAGCUUGCAGCUCUUUCCUUUUUUCUCUUCUGGUUAAAUUAACAGAUCAUUAGUACCAAGAUAGCUAAAACAUUUUUUUGAGAAGGUAAAAGAGGGUGGAAAGACAGCUCAUUUCUUCCUGAAUCUUUAUCAUUCUACACUUGUCAGGUUUAUUAUUUAUUUUGAAGCUUCUUUCUCUACAUAUGUUCACCACUAUCAUACCACAAACAGAGGGGAACUUAAUGAGCACCAUAGGUGCAUCUGAUUCAGAAAGUGCCCGGAGUUGGAGGUUUUGCUGUUUGUGCCCACUCAGCAGAAUUAAUUUGCUUGAUUGUGUAUUUUUGAAGUCAGGGACUAUGUCUUGAUAAUUUUGUUUAGUGCCUAGCACGUUUUCAUGUAUAUCCAGGCACUUUAAAUAAAUGUUUGAUAAUGAUGUUCAAGUAGUAGCCUUUUCCAUCUGAAUUGUGCUGUCAUAUACUUUGAGGCUUUGGGUCUUACUUUCCUAAACUUUUAUUAUCUCAAUAUUGAUUUAAUUUAUUUUAGAAAGUGCCACCAGUACUGAAAUGAGAGUUUAUGAUAAUAAAGAGAAUUCUUCGUAUUAGUUGAUGGUAAUUAACAUGUAUAGAGUGCUUACUAUAUACCAAGAGCGCUUUGCUAAUCCUUUAUAUGCAUGAUGCCCCUAAUCCACCAACAACCCUAUGGAGUAAGAACUGUUCCUUCAUUAUGCCCACUUUACAGAAUAGAAGAAU